This is a messenger RNA of Echinops telfairi (small Madagascar hedgehog), 3142 nucleotides long. It is a transcript of the gene CHTF18, whose product is annotated as chromosome transmission fidelity factor 18. The record is from RefSeq and is a predicted model, not a curated record. The transcript is spliced from 21 exons. Gene Ontology annotation, molecular function: ATP hydrolysis activity; ATP binding. Bases 5 to 2926 code for a protein of 973 amino acids. NCBI's taxonomy places the organism in Eukaryota, Metazoa, Chordata, Mammalia, Afrosoricida, Tenrecidae.
CAGCAUGGAGGACUACGAGCAGGAGUUGUAUGGGAUCGAGGACGACUUCCACAGCCAAUUCGCGGCCGAGCUCGAAGUGCUGGCCGAACUAGAAGGACAGAGCCAGCUGCCGCCUGCCAGGACGCCUCAGCCGCCAGUGGGUCCACCACCCCAGCUGACCUUUGAUGAGGCCAUCCUCAGAGGGGAUGUUGCCACUCACCCCUCUCCAGCCAGCUCUUUGCAGAAGGGCAAGGAUUGUGCCAGGAAGAGGAAGCUGGACUUCGAUGACCAAGGGGAUAGGCCCUGGCACCCAACCCCCAGGAUCAAAUGGCCACGGCCUGAGGCCAUCAAGAGGCUGAACUUUGGGUUGGACAGUGAACUGGAGGAGCAGAUGCCCGAUUCGCCACCCCCAGACAUUACUCCCCCACAGAGCCCAGAGGCUCCCGAAGACCUGCCUGGUGAUGGACCCUGGAACCCUGGAGCCAACCUAGGUUCCAAGUUGCUUUCUCUAGCCACCCAUAAUCGCGUCCUGAGGCGGCCACCCAUCCUGGAGGACUACAUCAAUGUGACAUCCACGGGUGGUGACCGGGCCUUCCUGGUGCUCCAUGACGACCCCACGGGCACUGGGGUGCAGAACCCUCUCCAGGAUAUUCGAUGGCGUGGCCGAAGCCAGCUGGACUUACUGGGCAUGCCCUUCGCCUGCCUGAAGGAGCAGGUGGACAGUGAGCGGCAACAGCGGCUGAUAGAGGAGGCCCAGCAACUCUCAGACGUGCUACACAGCCUCAGGUCUGAGGAAGCAGAGGAGGCAGCCCAGCCCAUGGGGACCACAGAGGGAGAGCCGGGGGCGGCUGAUGGCCAGGACACCUCCCAGCACUGCCUGUGGGUUGAUGAGUUUGCACCCCGGCAGUACACGGAGCUGCUGAGUGAUGACUUCACCAACCGCUGCCUCCUCAAGUGGCUGAAGUUGUGGGACCUGGUGGUGUUUGGCCGAGAGAGGCCCGCCCGGAAGUCCAGGCCCAGCAUGGAGCCAGUCCGGGGUGGCAAGGAGGUUGCAGCCCCCGGCAAGUGGAAGAGCCACGAGCAGGUGCUGGAGGAGAUGCUGGAGGCUGAGCUGGACCCCAGCCGGAGGCCCCGGCAGAAGGUGGCAUUGCUGUGUGGACCCCCAGGGCUGGGCAAAACCACCCUGGCCCACGUGAUUGCUCGGCAUGCUGGGUACAGCGUGGUUGAGAUGAAUGCCAGUGAUGACCGCAGCCCCGAGGCUUUCCGCACACGCAUCGAGGCGGCCACUCAGAUGGAGUCGGUGCUGGGCACCGACGGGAAGCCCAACUGCCUGGUCAUUGAUGAGAUCGAUGGGGCCCCCACGGCAGCCAUCAAUGUCCUCCUGAGCAUCCUGGACCGGAAGGGGCCCCAGGAGGUGGAGGCGGGGGCCUUGGGUGGAAAACGGCGGCGCCGGGCAGAGGGGGGGCUGCUGCUAAGGCCUAUCAUCUGCAUCUGCAACAACCAGUUCACACCCUCCCUGCGUCAGCUGAAGCAGCAGGCCCUCCUCCUGCACUUCCCGCCUACGCUGCCCUCCAGGCUCCUGCAGCGGCUCCAGGAGAUUUCCCGGCGGCGGGGCAUGCUGGCAGACCCCGGGGCACUGGCGGCGCUCUGUGAGAAGACUGACAAUGAUAUCCGUGCCUGCAUCAACACCCUGCAGUUCCUGCACGGGCAGGGCCGCCGGGAGCUGAGCGUGCGGACAGUGCGGAGUACGCAUGUUGGCCUCAAGGACCAGCGCAAGGGGCUCUUCGCAGUCUGGCACGAGGUUUUCCAGUUGCCCCGGGCCCAGAGGCGCCACAUGGGCCAGGAUGUGGCCCCUCCCGCCCAUGUGCUUCUGUCCGGGGAGGCCGAUGUGGCCCAGACUUCUGCUUCCCAGCGCUUCCAGCGCGUGCUGCACGUGGCCACCUCUGCUGGCGAGCAUGACAAAGUAGUGCAGGGCCUGUACGAUAAUUUCCUGCGGCUGCGGCUCCGGGACCCCACUCUGGGCUCUGUGUGUUCUGCCCUCGACUGGCUGGCCUUUGACGACCUGCUGGCCCAGGCUGCCCUGCACGGCCAGAGCUUCCAGCUGCUGCGCUACCCCCCCUUCCUGCCCGUGGCCUUCCACCUGCUCUUCGCCGCUGUCCAUGUGCCACACCUGACCUUCCCCAGCAGUCAGCAGGAGGCCCAGAACCGGAGGAGCCAGACAGAGAACCUCAUCCAGAUGCUGGUGUCUGGCAUCGCGCCGUCCACCCGCAGCCGGGCCACACCCCAGGCCCUGGUGCUGGACAUGCUCUGCCCCCUGCUGGACGUCCUCACGCCCAAGCUGCGCCCUGUCAGCACCCAGCUGUAUAGCGCCCGGGAGAAGCAGCAGUUGGCCGGUCUUGUGGGCACCAUGCUGGCCUACAGCCUCACCUACCGCCAGGAGCGCACACCUGAUGGACAGUACACUUACCGGCUGGAGCCGAAUGUGGAGGACAUUUGCCGAUUCCCAGAACUGCCAGCCCGCAAGCCGCUUACGUACCAGGCCAAGCAGCUGGUAGCCCGAGAGGUGGAGCUGGAGAAGAUGCGGCGGGUGGAGGCCUUGGCUCUGACUGCCCAAGGCCCGGCGGCCGAUGGGGGUCCCCCUGGCACCAAGGGUCCUGUGAGGGGUAAGGAGAAAGGGGUGCAGCCCCCUGCCCCCCGCAACCACGAGCAGCGCCUGGAGCACAUUAUGAGCAAGGCUACAUUUGAGGAGCAGCCCGAGAGGGACUUCUUUGGCCGUGUGGUCGUCAGGAGCGAGGCUGCCCCCAACAAGCGCACAGCCCCCACAGAGGAUGCAGCGCCCGAGUGGCGCAUGGGCACAGCGGUGGGCCGCAGCCACGUCUGGUUCCGCUUCAACGAGGGCGUGUCCAAUGCCGUGCGCCGCAGCGUGUACAUCCGGGACCUGCUGUAGCCUGGCCUGCACCGAAAGGCCGGGGUCCUGCCUGCAGGUCUCGAGCCCCACCAGCCUUCAGUCCAUAUGGGGAUCUCUGCUGGGUGAUCAGCCCGAGUCCCGCCUGGACUGGGCCUCUUACCUCACUGGGACCCACAGAGCUCUCCUGUUUGGGGGAGACACCAGCCCCCAACCCUGCUGGCGACCCUGCCCGCCAAAUAAACGUGAACACAGCAG